Messenger RNA from Trichomonas vaginalis G3, 2484 nucleotides. RefSeq names its product LP07818P1 family. The transcript has a single exon. Lineage: Eukaryota; Parabasalia; Trichomonadida; Trichomonadidae. Bases 1 to 2484 code for a protein of 827 amino acids. The record is from RefSeq and is a predicted model, not a curated record.
AUGACAAUUCAAGCUAUCGGUCCUUUUUUAUUUUUCUACCAAAACAACGAUUUGAAAGAUAUGGUGCACAUAGUUUUUGUUCCAACAUCAACGAAUGGCUUAAACAAGAAAUCUAAAGGCGCAGAAAUCACAAUUGACUCACUUGGCAAAGUUUUCAUGCCGAUUUCAAUUGUUUUUCAAAGCUUCGAAGAUAUGAAAGCAUUUCAGGCCUACUUCAAUAAAUUAUUUGCGGAAACAAUCCAAUUCUAUGAAAAAUUAACGAUGUAUUCAUUCCAACUUUCAGAACAAAUUGAGGAAAUAUUCGGACCGAAAGAGAUAAAGCCUGUCAUGGCAAUUCUUCAAAUAGUUUCAAAAAGUCACCAUUUUCAAGCUUUAAGACUAGAUAUCAGUGAAUUAAAGCCUUUUACAGAAAAAUUAACGAAUUUAACACUAGUAUACCCUGAAUCGAAGCAUAUAGGUAAAACAACUCCUGCACACUCAUUUGUUAUUACAGAUUUAAAUCAUAUGAAAACGCCGCAUACAUAUCUAUGUAAAAGCAUCCCAGAUAUGAUGAAAUGGGUCCUCGCUAUUUAUAUUACUGCUAACGCUCCGGAAUCUUCUCUUAUUCCGCCAGCACAAAGAUUAGAAAAUAUGUUGAAUCAAAACGCUCCAGCACAACCCGCUGUUGUUAAGUCAGUACCUAAAAUUACUGUUCAAACAACUCAAACGCAGACGAAAAAGCCAGUUCCUCAGGAAACUCCGAAAUCUCAAGAACCUCCAAAACAACCAGAGCCUGCAAAGCCUGCUGUUGCUCCUCCAAAGCCUCCAGAAGAAGUUCCAAAGCCUGCCGAGCCAGAAAAACCGAAAUCUGAAGUCCAAGAAAAUAAAUCCGAACAAAAAACAGAAAAAACAGAACCAACACAACAAGAACAGCCUAAAACAGAAGAAACACCGCAACCAGCUCCUCAACCUGCUCCUCCGAAGCCGAUAUUUCAAAUUACAAUUGAAACUCAGCCUCCUCCACCUCCGAAGAAGGAACAACCGACUCCGAUCAAGAAACCACUGAUAAUUACGGUUAAAGAAGCUGUUUCUCCUACGAAAUCCUCAGUAAAACUGCGAAAACUCAAAAAAGAAGGAGAACAAAACAAACAAGAAGAAAAUGCUGAUAAUGAACAGAAAGUCAACCUCCCUCCAGAAGUUAUAGCUGCAAACUAUCAAAGUAAACCUUUGGACGUCCAAUUAAACGGAUAUCUCGAAACAUACUCCAAGAUCAAGAAGAAAUCGCAACUGCAGCUGAGAAUUAAUACAAUUGAUAAGAGUUUGUUGCCAAAUUCGUUCAAAUACGAUGAGAAAUUUAUUGAAACAGAAUUAGAGAAAAUUUGCGAGAAUUUUGAUAAAAUUGAGCCAAACUAUGACUUGUCAAUACCAAUGGAUACAGUCAAUCCCGAUCAAUUGGUUGAAUCGACCUUAACCAAAUUAUCAGGAAAUCCAACCAUUAAUUUGUCUUCCAUUUUCGACUGGAACAAGUUCGGAAUUCAGUACGAUAUAUAUUUCUCAGAAGCAUCCCCUAAAUGUCCCAUUACGACUCAACUUUCAAUAUGUUCUCAAAAUUUCUAUGCUUCUGGCAACCAAAUCCAGUCGGAUACGCCCGAUGCCUUCAGGUUUGUCUUCUUGGUGGCCUCAAUUUUCUUAAAUGGCCUAAUUGAAGAUUCAUUAGUGGAGCCAAUCAAAGAAUUGGCUUUGCAAACGCCUGAACUGACCUCUCUAGUGCCUAAAUUAUUUAAUAUCUCUGAUGUUAUCAAGCAAGCAACGACCAUGGCCGCGAUAUUAAUUAAUGAUAAAGAUAUCGGCUCUGUUUUACGGUCAAUUCUUCGUAUUGAUAACUGGAGUGAGCAAUACUACAAGAAGACAGCUAUGAUGAGGAACGAAACCUCUUUAGAAGAGGCUUUAAUGUUGAUUGAUUCAAUUGUCAACUCACAAUCAUUCAUUAUCAACCCAGAAGCCAACAUAAUGAGUGAUAUACCUGCUUGUGAUAAGACUAGAUUCAUCGAUACCCCAAUUUUCUCAUAUCUUGACUUUGAUGAAUACAAAACUAAUCCUUCCAAGAUGGCUGAGAGCAUUUUGACGAACGGAAUCCUUCAGAAAAAGAAUUUCCUGCAGCAAUACUACGCACAAGAUCCAUUUGAUUGCAUUUCUGAAGUUGUAGAAAAAUUACAAGAUAAUGAAAUAACGAAUUCCUUCAUUUCUACUGUUAAAAAGAUCCAGGGAACAUCAGUGUUAGACGCAAUGAAGACUUCAAAGGUUUUGGACGCGAUUAAAACAACAAAAUUAUCAACUUUCAUAGAUGAAGGCGUCAAAACCAUGCAAAUGUAUAAAUGGCUAUGUAUUCUUGUUGCAAAUCAUAGUAUUAUUAGUAAUUGGUACGAAGAAGAAGCAAUUCUUUAUGAUUUCUUCAGAGCAAAGUUUGUUAUUUCUCAAAUCUAUCAAUUUGAAAAGGGUGAUUAA